Molecule: messenger RNA, 492 nt
Organism: Hibiscus syriacus
Lineage: Eukaryota; Viridiplantae; Streptophyta; Magnoliopsida; Malvales; Malvaceae
Exons: 1
Coding region: 1-492 (163 amino acids)
Molecular function (GO): RNA-DNA hybrid ribonuclease activity; nucleic acid binding
Source: RefSeq, a predicted model, not a curated record
AUGGAGGAUGUGCUUCAGCUAAGCCUAGCUUGGUCUUCGCAUUUUGUUUCUACUCGCUCUGUUUUUGAUACUCCUAUCACUCGCACCAUGACAGCAAUCACGUGGCAGCCUCCCCCGGACAAGGGGUUUUACCUCAACACGGAUGCGGCGGUGGACUCCAUCUCCAGCUUGGGUUCUGCUAGUGGAGUGGUUCGCUCUAGUGAGGGCGUUUGGAUGACUGGUUUUCAUAAAUCGGUAGGCAUAACCUCUCCUCUCCAAGUGGAGCUGUGGGCUAUCUACAUUGGUCUUCAAGUUGCAUUGCAUUAUAGCGUGGAGCUGUUGCAAAUCCAAUCCGACAGUAUUCAAGCCAUACAGCUGCUUAAUAAUCCUACCUCGGCAAGUGCUUCUCUUCCCCUCGUCCGUGCUAUCUCAUCGUUGCGCUGGCGUCGUUGGUAUACGGAUUUCCUUUGGACUCCCCGAGAAGGUAACAUGGUGACUGAUGGAAUGGCCUAA